Molecule: messenger RNA, 3779 nt
Organism: Achroia grisella
Lineage: Eukaryota; Metazoa; Arthropoda; Insecta; Lepidoptera; Pyralidae
Product: RNA polymerase II-associated protein 1-like
Exons: 1
Coding region: 112-3747 (1211 amino acids)
Biological process (GO): transcription by RNA polymerase II
Cellular component (GO): nucleus
Source: RefSeq, a predicted model, not a curated record
AAAUGGAAUAACCUUUGUUUUCGAAGUAUAUUUAUUUAUAUCAGUGAUAUGUAAACUUUGUUUUGCACCAAAUAUAUUAAAUUUAAUUAUUUCCCUUGAUAUAUUUCUACAAUGUUUAAGCGACCGUGUCCCGGCGAUGAUGAAGAUGAUAUUCUUAAAAUGCAGGAAGAGUUCUUUAGGGAAAAAAGUAAAAAUCAAAACAUGCAACCAGCAGCUCAAGUUACUAAUCUUCGACGUACAGAACUGAAAAGAGUCACCACCAGUGAAACAGGUGCGCGAAAACAGUCCAAAUACGCAGAAUCUAAAGGUCUGAAUUACAAAAGAAGCAAUGUAGAAAGUGGAAGUGCCUUACUUGGUGAUGUCUUGGAGAAGAAUACGAAGGAAUCAGAGCACAACGAUGAUGAUGACAAGGUUUAUUUCCCAAAAAUUCAACCGUCGGUGCUUGGAGAUAUUGUGGAAAAAAAUGUUGAUGAAUCUAUUGAUUUUGUUUUCAAUCCAAUGCCAGCACAUGGCUUCCCUGCUGUUAUGAAACGAACUGAUCAUACUACAGAACGUAAAGAUAAGACUAAAGGAAUAAAAGUAAGUGAAAAUUCAAAUAUGGAAAUUGAUGAAUUAUGUACUACUUCGGCAAGCAAUCAAACAACAAAUUUAGUAAAGAAUUUCCCAACAAGAAGUUACAUAUUAUCUUCAAGUGAUGCCAACAAUAUACAUGAUGAAAAUUUAAAAACUCUCACCACAUUAUCUGAAAAGGAGAUAUUGGAAGAACAACAAAAACUGUUAUCUAGUUUAGAUCCUAAAUUAAUACAGUUUUUAAAAUCUAAACGGGAACAUGCUCUAAACAAUACGAAGGACAAUAAACAAAUUGCAUAUAGUCCACCAGUCCAUAAUAUAGUAAAUGAUGACAAUAUGGAUACAAGUGAAUCAUUUAAUGACUCAGAGGUAGAUAACACUGAUGCACAUUGGGAAAAUGAUGUACUGUCACAUCCUGAUGUGAAUACAUGGUUACAUUUUGAUUCUCUGGAGAAGGAUAAAUUGGAAUGGAUAAAAGGGAUUGUUGAAAGUAGAAAGAUAAAACCUGACGAGCCGUACGAAGCUAGAUUUGACUUCAAGGGUUAUUUGUUACCAUACACAAUGGAGUACACAGAAAAAACAAAAACCCUCUUUCAUCACGGAGAGGAGCCACACCGUCCUGGGUAUACCUUGCUGGAGCUUUUUGAGCUAUCUCGAUCUGCUGUAACACAACAAAGGGUUAUGGCUUUAAACACAAUUGCGGGUGUUCUUGAAUACUACAUGGCUGGGACUUACAAAGAUAUAAUAGACAUACCACUUACUAAAAUAUUCUUCAUCUUAAGAUUUGCAAUUGAUGAAAACAAAACCAUAAUUUUAGAACCUGCCUUAAAAGGAAUGAGGAAUCUGCUUUAUAAUAGAAUUGAUGAGGCAAGCCUUGAUGCAUUAUUAGGGUUUGAAGAAGGCACUCGACAGCCAUGUUUGGAGAAUGAUAAAUCAGAAAUUGAAGAACUAGAAUCAAAAGAAUCUGAGCUCAAUGAUUUUCAUUUGGCAGAAAUUGACUUAAUUGCUGCUGCUGUGAGAAGUGAUAUAAUUCAGAGAUUGUUUUAUAUAUUAGAUACAAUUAGGCCUAGUUUUAACUGUGUUCAAUACUGCUUACAAAUUUUCAUAAGAUUGAUUAGAGACUCUGAUGAAAUUGCUAUGAAGAUUGUUCAAACUGAACAUCUAAUGAGUAUGAUAAUCCAAAAUUUUAUUCCAGCAUCCAGUCUUAGCUUUGCAUUUGUGCCACAAAUUGUUUACAAAGGAAAACCAAUCUUGGCUGCCUUAAAAUUUUUGAGAAUCCUCUCAUUACAAUCUAGGGAUGUAGGUGAAGUUUUAGUGAACAAAUAUGGAAUCAUUAGGCCACUUUUUGAAUAUAUUAGCUCAGGAGUUGAUGGUACAUAUGGAUUACGUAUUCAAAUCGAGGCAUACUGUAUAGUAUCUAAUUUGUUGCAAUUUAAUCUUGCUAUUGAAGAUGCCAUGUCAUUGUCUCCUAUAAUUGUAACUUCAUUAUAUAAACAUGUGAAAGGGAGUGAUGUAUUUAUUAAAGCUUCAGUUGUGUCAGCUACGCAUGCAGCAGUGGUAAUCCAACUGGUAAAUAAUCUUUUAAAUUGUAACUCAGUUUAUUUGGAAAAUUUCAAGCAUCAAGUUUAUCCUUUGCUCAAAGAAGGGGUACAGAAAUGGUUUGCACAGUUAUCAUGUUCUGAUGCGUACACAUGUGGACAUUUACGGCUUCUUAGUUCAGCUCUAGAUUGCUGCGUAACUAUUUUGUUACAUGAAAGAGUUCCAUUAAAAUUCCUUAGUGAUGCUCUAAAAGAAUUUAUCAUAUCAAAGGGAUUCAAGGAGAUUCUAAAAAAUGUUGUCCCAUGUUCAAAUUUAUUAUCUGGCAUAGAAAACAAAGAUUUACAUUUCAUUAAGAAUUUGAGAACCCUUGGUACAUCAGUCAUAGAUUCUGCUCAAAAAGUAUUGCCCGUUUUGAAUGUUGUAUCACCAAUACCGUUUUUGGUCGCGUUGCUUAAUGUAUUACGUGUGAUGGAAGAUAAAGAACUCUCUACAAAUAUAGUUAAACAGUUUCAUAUUUAUUUAAAGAAUGUAGAAAGUAAAGCUCCUAGUCUUUGUGAUAAUUGGUUUACUAGAAUGGAAGUAUAUUUUCUUUUUAGUGUUAUAAAAAUAGCAGUUCUUAAUGAUAUUGAUAUGAAUGACGACAUUCUUUAUGCAGUAUCAAAUAAACUGUGCUAUAUCUUGAGGAUAGACAAAAAAUAUGAAUUAGAAUUUCUUUUUAAUGCUGUCGUAUUCAACAAAAAAUGGUUUGCAGCGGAAAGGUUAUUCAAUCUAAUGUCAUUAUCAAAUACAGAUAGUUGUACAAAAGUUUUACCAUCUAUAAUAAAUAUAAAAAGAUGUUACAGAAAAGUAAUUAAUUUCAAUUAUAGAGCUAUUGGCCCUAGUAUUGUACUGCGAAAGUGGCAAGAGCCAAUACUCCCAAGAGACUGGAUUUAUUUACCAAUACUGAUGUUAUACAGCAGAAGUCAAGAAGCAGACUUAAAAAUGAAAACGGAACCUACAGAACUGCAUCCAUAUGGUAAAGCAGUGUCACAAGAACUAGACGAGAAAGAUUCAAUGAUAGCAUGUAGCUUGGGAUGGAUCUUGCUAAACGAACAGUGCUAUUCAGACCUUUUGAACGAUAUCGACUUAACAGACAGAUUUUGCCGCAUUAUGUGUGUUUUCCUUUGUGAUAAUUCUCUAUUUCUAAAUGCGGAUAUAAAAGACUUGCUGCAUAAGUGUACGCAGGUGUUAUUCAAGAAAAAUGAAGGAUUUAACUUUGAUAAGGAACUAACGGGGUUGAAUAAUUUCCAAGAUUUCUAUACCCAGUUUUUGGAGCAGUUCCAGUCAGUUAGUUAUGGGGAUGCCACUUUUGCUGCAUGUGUUUUGGUGCCAAUAGCUCAAAAACAUAACGUGAAAUGGCGUAAACUUUUAUGGUCGGAAUACGCUGGGUGCCUAAGAGCACUUGACUGCCCUGAAGAUUCGUUAUGUUACGAAAUGAAGGAUUACCUAUACCCAGAAGAAACUGAUGAAUCUUUACUGAAGUCGUACGGUCAGGCAUUGUCUACAAAUUUAUUACGGCCUGACACUGUAGCGUAUAGAAUAGCUAGACACCAUUUUGAAAGCUUUAAGAAUCGUAAUAAUGUAAGGAAUGAUGAAUAACAGCAGUGUAUGUGAAAUAAAGAUUUUUUAAA